UCUUCUUUCCUCCCAUUGGUAGUUAAUUAACUCUUGGUUUGCAAUGGCAUCAAACAUGGUUGUGUCUUUCGGUGAGAUGCUCAUCGACUUCGUGCCGGACAUCGCCGGAGUUUCAUUGGCAGAGUCACCGGGGUUCAUCAAAGCUCCCGGAGGAGCUCCGGCCAAUGUGGCUGUUGCCAUCACUAAGCAUGGAGGAAACUCUGCUUUCGUUGGCAAGUUUGGUGAUGAUGAGUUUGGACACAUGCUCGUUGACAUACUGAAGAAAAACUCAGUGAACGUGGAUGGAGUAUUGUUUGAUGAGCAUGCAAGAACAGCGCUUGCGUUUGUGACACUGCGCAGUGAUGGUGAACGUGAAUUCAUGUUUUACAGAAACCCAAGUGCUGAUAUGCUAUUGACUGAGGCUGAGCUUAACAUGAGCCUGAUCAAGAAUGCCAAAAUCUUCCAUUAUGGUUCUAUCAGUUUGAUCACAGAGCCGUGCCGAUCAGCUCACAUGGCGGCGAUGAAGGCCGCCAGGGAUGCCGGAGCUCUUCUCUCUUAUGAUCCAAAUGUGAGGCUUCCUUUGUGGCCUUCUGAACAGGCUGCCCGUGAAGGCAUCAUGAGUAUUUGGAAACAUGCUGAUUUCAUUAAAGUGAGUGAUGAUGAGGUUGCUUUCUUAACACAAGGAGAUCCUUACAAUGAGGAUGUUGUUCUUUCACUCUGGUAUGAAGGUCUUAAGCUGCUUCUUGUUACUGAUGGAGAGAAGGGUUGCAGAUACUUCACUAAGAAUUUUAAAGGCAAGGUUGGAGGGUACUCAGUGAAGACAGUGGAUACAACUGGAGCUGGUGAUGCUUUUGUUGGAGCUUUCUUGUUCUCUGUUGCUAAGGAUGGUGCUUCUCUCUUCCAGGACGAGGGGAAGUUGAAAGAGGUACUUAAGUUUGCAAAUGCAUGCGGAGCUAUAGCUACAACAAAGAAAGGAGCUAUCCCUGCACUCCCAACCACUUCCAUGGCUUUGGAACUCAUCUCUACUUCAAACUAGACCAAUAGACAUUAUUAUGCUGGACAAUUAGUUCUGCUUUUUCUUUUUUUCCCCUUCUUUUUACUAGCUAGAACAUUUAUGUAGAGUUUUUCUUAAUUUCUUUCUUUUUAUUUUAAGUUGUGUUGGAACUCAUCUCUAUUUAAAUGCUUCAGACUUUUGUUAAAUAUGAAAGUAAAUUGAAUUAACAAGUACUUUACAUAUUCAUUA
Molecule: messenger RNA, 1222 nt
Organism: Dioscorea cayenensis subsp. rotundata (Guinea yam)
Lineage: Eukaryota; Viridiplantae; Streptophyta; Magnoliopsida; Dioscoreales; Dioscoreaceae
Product: fructokinase-2-like
Exons: 5
Coding region: 44-1015 (323 amino acids)
Biological process (GO): fructose metabolic process
Cellular component (GO): cytosol
Molecular function (GO): fructokinase activity
Source: RefSeq, a predicted model, not a curated record